CCUGCUGUUGAAACAGCAGAGGAAGCUAAGGAACCAGCAGAAGCAGACAUCAAUGAGCUCUGUAAAGACAUGUUCAACAAAAUGGCCAUUUAUUUAACAGGUGAACUGACAGCCACCAGUGAAGACUACAAACUCUUGGAAAACAUGAAUAAGCUGACUAGCUUGAAGUACCUGGAAAUGAAAGAUAUUGCUAUUAACAUCAGUAGAAAUCUGAAGGAUUUAAAUCAAAAAUAUGCUGCUCUUCAGCCAUAUCUGGAACAAAUCAACCUCAUUGAGGAACAGGUUGCAGCUCUGGAGCAGGCAGCUUAUAAAUUGGAUGCAUAUUCCAAAAAACUUGAAUCCAAGUACAAAAAACUGGAGAAACGAUGAAAUUUCAACAGUCUUUAAUUUGGAGUUGGGCUAUGACUCAGACUAAUUUCUCUUUAAGUUGAACAACAGCAGUUCUGUAUGUUGACAAGGAUUUUGUUACAGCUAACAUCAAGACUGGUAACUUCUUCUAUCUAUUGAAUACAGUAGCCUGUAUUCAGGCUUAAGGCUGAAUAAUAUUUUCCUCUUCUCAAGAGGUUCUGUUGCCUCAGUUGUUCUGCACUGAAAAGUAGGUGGCUGUCCCUAACCCAUAUGUUGAUACUGGCUAUCUGUGUGUUAGUCCUGU
Balearica regulorum gibbericeps (East African grey crowned-crane) is the source of this 652-nucleotide messenger RNA. NCBI's taxonomy places the organism in Eukaryota, Metazoa, Chordata, Aves, Gruiformes, Gruidae. The record is from RefSeq and is a predicted model, not a curated record.